AUGAAGCCCUCGCACCUCCUCACGGUCUCCGGCGUCAUCGCCUCUCUACCCCUCCUAGCAUCCGCGAAAUCCCCCAAUCCCGCACGCUGGCACACGAACGCAACAUACGUCAACGACGCCUCGGUCAUCGCCGCGGACGUCUAUGUGCGCUGGGACGACAGCACGAACGCGUACUGGGCGUACAGCACCGAGGGCGCCGACGCGGGGUAUUAUUUUGGGAUUUAUACGAGCCCGGAUAUGAGCACUUGGCGCAAGGUUCCGGGCGGGGCGAUUAGGAAUGAUUCGGACAAUGUGUGGGCGGAGGAUUGGUGGUGGGCGCCGGAGUGUUAUUAUAAUGAGAAGACGGGGUGGUAUUUCCUCUUCCAUGCGGGCCGAUACCUUAACGCGUCGAAGAUUGCGGAGUACUUCAAGUACCCCGACUUCGAAGAGGCCUCAAAGAUCGGCGUAGCCGUCUCCCGCUCCCCCGCCGGCCCCUUCGUCUCAAUCGCAGACCACCCAAUCGACUACUACCCCUUCGACCCCGAAUACCACGACAUCAACCUCCUCAUGUCCCCGCCCUACCUCGUCCCGCCCUCCACCCACUCAGAAGGCCUAACAGCACCAAACGGCACCUACAUCCCCUCCAUCGACCCGAACGUCUUCUGGGACCACGACGGCUCGAUCUGGCUCUUCUUCUCGCGCAACGCGUACAGGAACUGGAUCUGGAGCGACGAGUUCGAGCGGUACAUCGAGGAGAGCAAUAUCUAUGGUGUGAGGCUCGAUGAGGCGUGGUGGAACGAUCCGAAGGCGAAGACGAUGCCCGCUGUGCAUAAGAGCUUCCGCGAUGUGAAUAAGGGGAAGCCGGAGGGUUGGGUUACGAGCGUUAAUGAGUCGUUCCCUGGUCCGACGCGCAAGGACGGGUUUGUGCCUAUCAUUUCCUACGCGCUGCAGCCUCAGGUCUGGGAGAACGCGCAUGUGUACGACUAUCAGGCCAGCAACGGCACUUCGAAGAACCGCCGCUGGUCCGAGGGCUCGACGACCAUCCGCACGGUCGACUCGUACGGCGAACCUGUCUACUUCCUGACCUACAGCGCGAACAAUUACGCCUCUCCCGACUACGGCGUUGGAUACGCAUACGCCAAGUCCGUAGACGGGCCGUACUACAAGAGCGGCUCGAACCCGAUCCUUUCCCAGGACGCAAGCCGUGGAAUCUACUCAACCGGCCACGGCUCCAUCAUCGCCUCCGCCGGCUCGAACGGCAAAGAGAUCUACUACCCGCACCACGCGCGCCCCUCGACCGACGCCGACCGCUACCUGUACAACGCGCGUCUGUUCGUCGAGCCCGAUAGCCUAUACAUGGGUUUCGGCGCCGACACGGGCGAUCUGCGUGUGCCCGCGGGCGUAGCGCCGUACUCGAUCUCCGCGAGGAAGAACGGGUCCGAUGCGUGGGAGGUGACGGUGACGAGCGCGCAGGGCGCCGCGUUCGAUCUUGCGAGCCCGCAGAAUCGGCUGCGGGCUGAGAUUGUGGGGCAGAAUGGAAACGCGACGGUCAGCGUUAACGGGUCGACGGUCAGUGUGCCGGAGGGCACGACGGGCGAGGUGCGCGUGUUCUAUGAGAGGGCGAGGGCGAAUGCGACGCUGCCGUGGGCGGAGGUCGUGCAGUUUGAGGGCCAUGUUGGCGCUGGGAAGACGGUUGAGACUACGAUCAGGCUGUAG
Messenger RNA from Peniophora sp. CBMAI 1063, 1695 nucleotides. The record is from the annotation of a GenBank genome assembly. Lineage: Eukaryota; Fungi; Basidiomycota; Agaricomycetes; Russulales; Peniophoraceae.